Molecule: messenger RNA, 736 nt
Organism: Impatiens glandulifera
Lineage: Eukaryota; Viridiplantae; Streptophyta; Magnoliopsida; Ericales; Balsaminaceae
Product: phosphatidyl-N-methylethanolamine N-methyltransferase
Exons: 2
Coding region: 113-607 (164 amino acids)
Biological process (GO): phosphatidylcholine biosynthetic process
Molecular function (GO): S-adenosylmethionine-dependent methyltransferase activity
Source: RefSeq, a predicted model, not a curated record
UCGAUCCAAGAGGGGUCAAGAAAGAAAAACAAUCUUGAAUCUCAGACAUUGUCGUGCACUUAACUCUUGUCGUCGCCGGUUGCCGUUGCCGUUGCCGUCGCCGUCGAUAGAGAUGGGAAUAUUAGUAUGUAUAGGAAUACUACUGCCGUUCCCGUUUUACUACUGGCUUUGGACGAAUCCUCAAUCAUGGGUAGAUUUAUGCGGCAAAGGAAGAAACCCAUCUAAAGUGAUGGCUCAUGUCUCUCAUCUCAUUAAGCUUAUUCAAUUCAUCUCCAUCUUCUCCGUUUCCACUCUUUCAUGGCCUCCCCCUUUCUACUUCUGGCCCCUCUUCAUCUUCGGCCAGUUUCUCAAUUUCAGGGUAUAUCAAUUGCUAGGGGAAUCAGGUACAUAUUAUGGAGUUCGAUUUGGAGAAAACAUUCCAUGGGUUACAGAGUUUCCCUUUGGAGUGAUUAGAGAUCCUCAAUAUGUUGGAAGUGUAUUGAGUCUUGUGGCUUGUCUAGCUUGGAUCCCAUUCCAAUACAUCCUCUUAUGGGUUCUUGGCUAUCUUUUCAUGAGCUAUGUUGAAUCCAAAGAGGAUCCCUCAACUCGAGCCAAGGUUCUCAAUUAGUUUUGGCAAGAGAUUCAUGACAUGUAUGGUAAUGAUGACUCUCUUGAAGACUAAUUUUUGAACAAAUCUUUCUUUUUGUAUUUGGUAAGAGUUGUUAUACUAGAUUUUCUCCCAGUUUGGCUUUUGAUA